Sesamum indicum (sesame) is the source of this 1261-nucleotide messenger RNA. Its product is annotated as protein GL2-INTERACTING REPRESSOR 1. The record is from RefSeq and is a predicted model, not a curated record. NCBI's taxonomy places the organism in Eukaryota, Viridiplantae, Streptophyta, Magnoliopsida, Lamiales, Pedaliaceae.
GGUUUAAAUGGGUGCUGAUCAGCUCGUAAUUUCCCUUCUCCUCUCUCUGUAUAUGUGAUGAUGAUGAUAUGUAUGUAUGUAUGUAUGUAUAUAUAUUUCUCCGAAAACACACACAAGAAGACGCACACACACACAAACACACACCGACUCCAUAGGCAAUGAAUGACGGGGUUUGCUGCCUGCAGUUUUGCGUAAUUGCAAUAUUUACUACAAAUUUCCCUUUUCUGCAACCAAUCUUGGGAUUUUUCCAACAAUUAAUACAUUUCCUGCCCCUCAAUUUACACUCUCCUCUCCUCCUCAUCUCUCUUCAAUUCAAUUCAAUUCACCCUCCCCACCUCUCUCCAAAUUUAAUUAUGCUUUAAAGCAAUCCCAUCUCCCUCCCCACCCCCACCCUGCUUAUAUAUUUUAUGUCUCUACACCUCCAAAACCAACAAACCACCCCAUGUUAGUGCUGUUAUCUUGCCUUCUCCUCUCCUACACACUUUUCACUCUUCAACACUUGCUCAUCCACGUCGUUUUCCUUGUUUCUUGCUAAUUUUGACAGGUCAAGUAUAUAUACAUACAUAUAUACCAGGAAUUGAUUGGUGCGGUGUAUAUAUCUUGCAAGAAAUUACAAGCAAGGGAAAGAAGAUGAGCAGGAGGAACGGGCCGAAGCUGGAGCUGAAGUUGAACUUGUCGCCGCCGAGGAUGAACCGGGCGCGGGUGGAGUCGCCCACCAGAUCAUCCACGGUGUCGCCACCCAGCUCCUGCGUGUCUUCGGAGCAGGACGAGUCAAGGAGCCCGGAGGCGACGUCGAUGAUGCUAGUGGGGUGCCCCAGGUGCCUCAUGUACGUGAUGCUGGCGGAGGAGGACCCCAGAUGCCCAAAAUGCAAGAGCACCGUUUUGCUCGAUUUCAUCCGCGACAACGCCGCCAGGAAGACGAACAAGAGCUAGAGUUGAUCAGAAAACCAGUCUUGAACAAGUAGUGUCAAUUUGCGAGUAGCACUAUUGAUGCUCCACUUUUAACAUAUUUUAACGUAAUUAAGAGAGAAAGAAAGAAAGAGUGGAGCCUUAAUAGUGCUACCUACGUACGUACCUGCCUUUUGAUUUUUACUUGAGUUUUUUUCAUUUUGUUCUGCCGUUUUGGAGCAAGCAUAGGAAGGGAUCUGGUGCGCCUGCGCCGGUGCAGAUUUGUGCCAUCUUUAGCGCAAAACUAUGUUGAUGUGCCCCUUCCAUUUUUCUUAUCAUCAGAAUCAGAAUGUUAGGUAAUUUUCUGCCUGCA